This is a messenger RNA of Brettanomyces nanus, 2472 nucleotides long. RefSeq lists its product as uncharacterized. The transcript has a single exon. Gene Ontology annotation, molecular function: ribonucleoside-triphosphate reductase (thioredoxin) activity; ribonucleoside-diphosphate reductase activity, thioredoxin disulfide as acceptor; iron-sulfur cluster binding. Gene Ontology annotation, biological process: DNA replication; 2'-deoxyribonucleotide biosynthetic process. The coding region runs from base 1 to 2472 and encodes 823 amino acids. NCBI's taxonomy places the organism in Eukaryota, Fungi, Ascomycota, Pichiomycetes, Pichiales, Pichiaceae. The record is from RefSeq and is a predicted model, not a curated record. Gene Ontology annotation, cellular component: anaerobic ribonucleoside-triphosphate reductase complex.
AUGGCACCAGGUUCAGUUUCAUUAACUAACAUCAUCCACAGAGCCCUAGGCUCUGACUCGCCUUCAGAAAGCCACGAAAAACUCAUCGAGAAGUACCUUGAAAAAACCACUUGGAAGGGAAACGAAAAUGCCAACUCUACUUACUCUCAUCAGGGUCUAAUGCAAUACCUCUCGGCCAAAAUCAUAUCUGACUACUGGUUGAACAAGUUAUACGGAGAAGAGGUUCGCCGCUAUGCCGAUGAAAAUCGGUUCCAUAUUCAUGAUUUGGGAUUCCUCAGUGCCUACUGUGGUGGUUGGAGUACAGAGGACUUACUUCUGCAAGGAUUUGGUGGUGUUGAGAACAAGGUGCAAUGUCGUCCACCGGGUCACUUUAAUACCGCUUUGAACCAAGCCGUGAACUUCUUUUUCACACUUCAGGGAGAGAUGGCAGGUGCUCAGGCUUUGUCUAAUUUUGAUACUUAUAUGGCUCCGUUCAUUCGCAAGGACAAAUUAAGUUAUAAUGAUGUCUUCAAGUACAUUCAAAGUUUCGUUUACUCCUUGAAUGUUCCUACUCGAAGUGGAUUCCAAGCUCCUUUCACUAACCUUUCUCUUGAUCUUGUCUGCCCAAAGAUACUUGCUGGUCAUGCUGCCAUUAUUAGUGGUAAAUGUCACGAGUCCUGGGUCUAUGAUGAUUUCCAGGUGGAAAUGGAUAUGUUUAACCACGCUUUCUGUGACGUGAUGGUUGAAGGUGACGGAAAUGGAAACAUCUUUUCUUUCCCAAUUCCUACUUACAAUCUUUACGAAGGUUUUGAUUGGGAUGCUCCUCGUCAUGAUCCUAUUUGGGCCAUGACGGCUAAAUAUGGUGUUCCAUACUUUGCUAACUUCAUCAACAGCAAUUUGAAUCCAGAUGAUUUCCGUUCUAUGUGCUGUAGACUUCGUUUGGAUGUCAGCGAGUUGAAAACUCGUGGUGGUGGUAUUUUUGGUUCCGCUCCUCUUACUGGCUCUGUUGGUGUCGUUACUAUUAACCUACCAAAUCUUGCCUUACGUACCGGAACAGAAGAGACGUUUUUUGAAAUCUUGGACGAUACCUUAAGAGUUGCUAAGGAUGCCUUGGAGGCAAAGCGUAAGGUCAUUGAUGAUCACCGUGAGUUGUAUCCUUACGCUGCUCACUACUUGAAAUCUGUGUACGAAAGAACGGGCUCCUGCUGGUCAAAUCAUUUCAAUACUAUCGGGGUUAUUGGUAUGAAUGAGGCAAUGCAAGUUCUUUUCGGACAUGGAAUUGCCGGGGACAAAGUAUUUGCGCAAUCUGUUCUUGAUUAUAUCAAGACGAGGCUUAAAAAGUUCCAAACCGAAACAGGCCAUUUCUUCAACUUGGAGGCAACUCCAGCUGAAAGUGCUUGCUACAAACUUGCUCGAAAGGACAAAGAGUUGUUUGGUGCUGAUCUACCUACUUUCUACACCAAUUCGACUGCUCUACCUGUUGAUGCCACUGACGAUAUUCUUGAGGCUGCUGAGCACCAGGAAAGUCUUCAAUGCAGUUACACUGGUGGUACUGUCUUUCAUGCUUUCUUGGGAGAGAAAUUGCCUAGUGGAGACCAUGCUAAGAAUCUUGUGAAGAUGUUGGCUACCGGUUACCGUAUUCCUUACAUUACCUUGAGUCCAACUUUCAGUAUUUGCAAGAAUCAUGGCUAUGUUUCGGGUGAGACUCCAAAAUGUCCAAAAUGUAACGAAUCGACUCUCGUCUAUUCUCGUAUCGUUGGAUAUUAUCGUCCUACUAAGGAUUGGAAUACCGGAAAGAAGGAUGAAUUUUCUAAGAGGAAGUACUUCAGCCAAGAUAAAGUGCCCGUCGCUGGUUUCACCAAACAGACUUUAACGGACUAUCCAGGUAAAAUUGCUUCUAUUAUGUUCACGUCUCGAUGCAACCUUUCUUGCCCUUGGUGUCAUAACGGAUCUAUUGUUCGUGGCGAAAGGGAUAACAUUACUUUACAAGAUGUCGUUGAUUCUGUUCAAAAGUCCAAGCACAAAAAUCUUGUCAUUUCUGGUGGUGAACCUACUAUUCACAAGGGACUUAUUCCUUUCUUACGUCUUCUUAAACGUCUUGGAAUUAGUGUUAAGCUUGACUCAAAUGGAACCUCUCCUGAUACCCUACGUAUUAUAUUUUCUGAGGGUUUGAUUGAUUUUAUUGCUAUGGAUAUUAAAUGUGCUUUGGAGAGAUACAAAGAGGUCGCCGGACACGCUGUGGAUCCAAAUGUUCUUAGGGAGAGUAUUGAGCUUAUCAAAAGCUCCGGUAUUCCUCAUGAUUUCAGGACUACUGUCGUUCCCGACUUAGUCGAUAUUGAGGAUUUGAUUGAGUGUAAGCGUCUUGCAGGUGGUAAACUUACUGUCCAGAAGUUCAGAAAAGGUGACUUCAAUUUGGAUAAGAAGUACCAUGAUAUGAAAGAGCAUACUGAUAAGGAGUUCCAAGCAUUGGUUAGAAAAGUUGAAUCUGCUUAA